ACAAUAUAUACUGUAUGUGUGUGUACAUAUGUAUAUAUAUAUAUAUAUAUAUAUAUAUAUUGGCAAAAGUAUCAGAACAUCCUUCAUUUGAUUCACCUCCAGUUCCAAUCACCUCCAGGGCCACAGCUGUAUAAAGUCAAGCACCUAGGCAUACACACUGCAUCUUCAAACAUUUGUGAAAGAAUGGGUCGCUCUCAAGAGCUCAGUGAAUUCCAUUGUGGUACUAUGAUAGGUUGCCACCUGUGCAAUAUGGCCAUCCGUGACAUUUCCUUGCUACUAAAUAUUCCACAGUCAACUGUUAGUAGUACUAUAACAAAAAGUGGAAGCAACUGGGAACAACAGCAACUCAGCCAUGAAGUGGUAGGCCAUGUAAAAUGACAGAGCGGAGUCA
This is a messenger RNA of Staurois parvus, 391 nucleotides long. Lineage: Eukaryota; Metazoa; Chordata; Amphibia; Anura; Ranidae. The record is from the annotation of a GenBank genome assembly.